Penicillium longicatenatum is the source of this 1311-nucleotide messenger RNA. RefSeq names its product phosphatidyl synthase. Lineage: Eukaryota; Fungi; Ascomycota; Eurotiomycetes; Eurotiales; Aspergillaceae. Gene Ontology annotation, biological process: glycerophospholipid biosynthetic process. The record is from RefSeq and is a predicted model, not a curated record. The transcript has 2 exons. Gene Ontology annotation, cellular component: mitochondrion. The coding region runs from base 1 to 1311 and encodes 436 amino acids.
AUGACGACCAGUACCGGGUUCGGCUCUCAGAGGGCCCCAAUUUGCCUAGACGCCGACCGGGCCGACCUUUACGGUGGACCUGAUGUCGUCGUUCCGCCCAAAUACCUGAUGGCUCCCAGUGGGGAUGGUGACUUCAUACCUUUAGUCAAAAAGACUAAAAAUAAUGAGGAAUACAUUUCUGAGGAGGAGGAAGAGUAUCUUCAGACAGACACUCCCCUUUCUACCCCGCCAAUGACCACCAGCGACGAUUUUGCUUUAGCCUUCGAUAUUGAUGGCGUCCUUCUCAGGGGUGGCAACCCCAUUCCUGAGGCUAUAGAUGCUAUGAAAUACAUCAAUGGCGAAAAUCCAUACGGAAUUAAAGUCCCAUAUAUUUUCUUAACAAAUGGUGGUGGCAAAACCGAGCAAGAACGAUGUGAGGAUCUCACUCGCCAACUCGGCAUCGAGGUAAGCCCUGGCCAAUUUAUCUGCGGCCAUACUCCCAUGCGCGAGAUGGCGGCGCGAUACAAUACAGUCCUAGUCGUGGGUGGCGAGGGAGAAAAAUGUCGUAUCGUGGCAAAGGCAUACGGAUUCAAGGACGUGAUCACACCCGGUGAUAUCAUCAAGACACGACAAGACACAACCCCCUUCCGAAAGUUGACCGAGGAGGAAUUCAACAAUUCGCGAUUUCUCGAUUUGAGCAAGACUAAAAUUGACGCCGUCUUCGUGUUCGCCGACAGUCGCGACUGGGCCGGCGAUCAACAAAUCAUUUUGGAUGUCGUUAUGUCAAAGAACGGGUGUCUGAAUCAACGGUCGGAGACCUUCGACGACGGGCCCCCCGUCUUUUUCUCCCACAACGACGUGGUGUGGUCCACAUCCCACGAUUACUGCCGCAUUGGCAUGGGCGCACUUCGCGCCUCGCUCGAGGCUCUCUACAAGGCCGUCAGUGGAAAGGACCUUAAGAGUAUUGCCUUUGGCAAGCCACAAAUCGGCACAUUCCAAUUCGCCACUCGCCUAUUACAAGAAUGGCGCAGUGAGUCUCAUGGCAUCGACAAGCCUCCCUCUACAGUCUACUUCUUCGGUGACACUCCAGAAUCCGAUGUGCGUGGGACCAACGAAUACAACGAGAUCGCUGAGAACGAAUGGUUUUCUAUCCUCGUAAAAACCGGCGUCUACCAAGACGGCACCGAGCCCCGCUUCCCGCCCAAGAAGAUUUGCGAGAACGUCUACGAAGGCGUCAAAUUUGCCGUUGAGCGUGAGCACCAGAAAAUGCUCAAUGGCGGCCGUUAUACCGACGGCUUGGCGGAUGUAAAUGGAGGCGAAGUGCGAAAUUGA